Messenger RNA from Bufo bufo (common toad), 1401 nucleotides. RefSeq names its product 52 kDa repressor of the inhibitor of the protein kinase-like. The transcript is spliced from 3 exons. The record is from RefSeq and is a predicted model, not a curated record. The coding region runs from base 1 to 1401 and encodes 466 amino acids. NCBI's taxonomy places the organism in Eukaryota, Metazoa, Chordata, Amphibia, Anura, Bufonidae. Gene Ontology annotation, molecular function: protein dimerization activity.
AUGCCACCGCCUAAGCCUUCAGGCGCACAAUUCCGCAAAAGGAAACAGAAAGAGAAGAGUGAAGAUGAGAAAGGUGCUAAAUUCAUGGCUAUGUUCUUGCAGAAGGAAAGUCCAGCAGCUAAUCAAAAUCAACAGAAUCUUUCUACUGAAACUGCACCAAAAGAUUCUGAAGCUUUUCGGGGCUCAUCAAAUAAAUUGUAUACACCAAAUAAUGGACUUUUUCUUGGGCUUAUCCAGCUUCUUGGCAAGUUUGAACCAGUAAUGCGAGAUCACUUAAAACGAGUUACCUCAAAAGAAGUCCAUGCACAUUACUGUGGAAAUCGGUGGUGUAUUAUUAGUGAUCAUGUCAAGCAUCUCACCCUGAAGAAAGUGUGUGCUACACGUUGGGAAUGUCGAGUCGAGAGCUUAAAAGCAGUAAGAUAUCAAUAUGUCGAAAUUCAUGAUGCUCUCUUAGACUUAGAAGAAAAUCUUGAUGAUCACACUCUUGCUUCAGAAGCAAGAUCUCUUUCUGCAAUGAUGGAGGACUUCAGCUUCAUUGUCACUCUUAUCAUAUGGUAUGAUCUUCUCUUUCAGGUACACAUUGUGAGUAAAUCCAUGCAGUCCAGAGACAUGGAAAUAACUCGUUGUAAUAAUUUGUUACAAAAUUGUACUGCAUUUGUCAAGAAAUUUCGGGAUUCUGGAUACGAAUCUGCAAAGAUUGCUGCCAUAGAAAUAGCCUUGGCCUUGGGCAUUGAAGCACAAUAUAUGACAAGAAAAAGACCUAGCAAGAAAAAAAGAUUGUUUACCUAUGAGAGUCAAGAUGAAACUAUUACUGAUGCAGAAGAGCAUUUCAAAAUAUCAGUUUUUUAUCCCUUGAUAGACAACAUGACUGUUUCAUUGGAAAGGCGUUUCUCCCAGCUAUCUAAACACAAUCAACUGUGGGGCUUUUUGUACAACAUUAUGAGUUUGCCAGAAAAAGAAACACUACAAAAUAUGUGCAAGACAUUAGAAGACAUUUUAACCCAGCCUACAGGGGUAGACCUUGAAGGGAAACAGAGUGACAUCGAUGGGCAACAAUUGUUUGAAGAGCUGAAACAAAUUCAGCCAAUGAUUUCCCAAUCUUCAAUUACACCUUUGGAAGUUUUGGAACUCAUAAAUUACACACAGUCACAUGAUCUUUACAGAAAUAUAUGGAUUGCAAUGAGGAUUUUGCUGACUAUUCCCAUUACCGUUGCAAGUAGUGAAAGGAGCUUCAGCAAACUUAAAUUGAUAAAAACAUAUCUACGUACCACAAUGACUGAUGAAAGGUUAUCAUCCCUUGCAAUUCUUUCCAUUGAAAGUGAACUAGCUGAAAAGCUAGACUAUUCAGCAGCUAUAGAUGCUUUUGCAGCUGCAAAGUCUAGAAAGGUGGAUUUUUCAUAA